CUUCCUCUUCUCUUGUCUUCUCUUCUCUUCUCUUCUCUUCUCUUCUCUUCUCUUCUCUUCUCUUCUCUUCUCUUCUCUCUCUCUCUCUCUCUCUCUCUCUCUCUCUCUCUCUCUCUCUCUCUCUCUCUCUCUCUCUCUCUCUCUCUCUCUCUCUCUCUCUCUCUCUCUCUCUCCCUCUCCCUCUCCCUCUCCCUCUCCCUCUCUCUCCCCUCUCUCUCUCUCUCUCCCUCCCUCUUCCUCCUCCCACCACCAUGUCCGGCCUGCAACACAAACCAUCCGCACGCUACCGCCCGGUCGACUGGUUCCGCCACAACACCCAGCUGGCUGAGGUGACUCGCACACAACUGGACGCUGGCCACGGGGCGCGGCAGAGCGCUGGAAGGGCGGUCAAUGAGGCGGCCAUACGCACGGCCUGGGACCAGCACCACUCCUGUACUCGGCUGCGGGACAGGCUGAGUGAGGUCGAACACUGGAAGCUGCACCUGGAGCAGUCAGUAGCCGCUGUCGAUGACGAGAUGGCCGCUCUCUGGCGCGCCAAAACGGCCGCGGAGGACGAGCGGGAGGCGCGCCAUUUCGACCUGGAGACGGCCCAGGCGGCUCUGGCGCAGCGCGAGGGACGCCUGCGGCUCGAGGUGGUCAGGGACGACGUGGAGGAGACGCUCAAACAGGAGGUGGACGCGGUGUCAGAGUUCCGCGCACACCUGCAGCAGCGCGCCGAGCAGAGUUUCGAACAGCUCUGCCGGCUGGCCGACGCCCGCCAGGCCCUGCUGGACGACAUCGCCGCCAAACAGGGAGCCCUGCAUGUCGACCUGUCCAGCCUGGCGCUGACCACCGAGAGCGCCGAGAUCGGCUUCAAACCGGACCCACUGCGCGUGCCCCGCGACUCGGUGACGGUGCCACGCUGGGAGGACAGCUGCCGGGAGAAGCUGGCAGCUGCCGACUACCAGCUGCAGCAGUCGCGUCAGCUGCGGGCCGCUGACGCCGACACGGUGGUGCGCGGUCAGAACCGACUGGAGGGCUGUCACGCGGCGGUACAGUUCGCGGCUCGGCGCCGACAGCACGAGCUGCAGCAGGCUCACGACGAGCUGCAGUGGCAGCGGGGACAGGUAGCCGACGAACUGGCCGAGACGGAGCACGAAAUCAGCCGGGUGGAGGCUGCACUACGGGACAAGGACCCGUACCGGCGGCUGGCAGAGACGCGGCUGGAGCGUCGGACCGAGCGGCCGCUAACGGAGAGGGUGUACGACCCGCCGUGGAGCGCCCUGAGAGCCGAGACCACCGCCGUCCAGGAGACGCAGGGUGAGCUGCGUCAGCAACUGUCGCAGCUCUGGGAGACGGCCCACCGUCUGCGCCGUCACCUGGCCAGACUCGACGACAACAUCAGCGGCAAGGCGGCGGCGCUGGGCGUGGAGCGCGCCUGCGCAGAGACACACGGCCGCAGCCGGCCGCCGCCGCUGGUCAGAACCAGGUCCCACCUGGAUAAGGUACUGCUGCUAAAGCCAGAGACGGUCACCCACGACCGAGCUGCCACCUACCAGGUCACUCCCGAACUGCUACCGGGCAAACUGACGUCACAGGAGUGCACCUAUGGCUGUAGCUGCAGAGGCACCGAACAGUGACGUCAUACCGGGCAGAAUGACGUCACAGGAGUGGACCCAUGGCUGCAGCUACCGGGGUAACGGGCAGUGGCGUCCUACCCGGCAAAUUGACGUCGCAGGCUGAGCUAGGGCCGGUCUGAACACUGAACAAUGAUGUCACCGAGGACCAACUGACGUCGCAGGAGCCCACCAAUGAUGUGGGCAUCUUCAUUUGGAAGAUGUUUGUUGUGGAUUUUGUACUGCCGUUAUGUGCCUCUUCUGUUCUUGAUUCGUCUGUAGCUUCUCUUUUGCGUUGCUCUCUAACCGCUGAUCAUUCCGGGUUCAAGUAUAGGUAGGUAUUGGGUGUGUUCGCAAUAACUGUGCGACUAUCGUAGCAAUGUUGCCAUAUAAUCUUCCAGCGUGCGUAUCCUAACGAACCAUUUCCUCUCAGUUCGCUAACAUGCGCGUCCUAAAACAAAUGCAGCACGAGUUAGCGAGUUAACUGGAUAAUUGGGUUGGUAACAGCUGUACUGACACCGCCAUAUCCUCGCGCAGACACUGCCAUGAAAAGCUAUGUAGAACAAUAUCGCUUUAUGCUACUACGAUGUACGGUAGAGGGGUGUCACUAGGCGUGUUGACUGUCAAAAUAAGUGUUACGUGUAGCUGAUGCACGCUUCACCUCUGCUGGUUGAUCCGUGUAAAAGCAUGCACUGGUUGAUAGCAAUCAUGUACGAGCAAUCCAUAGAAGUUAGCCAAGCAGCCUUCGUAAAAUGAACCUAGUCCCCGUUAAAUAACCAAGCAUCAUCCCUUGGUCUGUAUCCCAGUGCGCUACAAAAUGAGUCAGCCAUCGUUUGUACAUUGAGCACGUACAAAUAUAUUAUCACUCAGAACACAGA
Amphibalanus amphitrite is the source of this 2473-nucleotide messenger RNA. RefSeq names its product tektin-2-like. The transcript has 7 exons. The coding region runs from base 252 to 1619 and encodes 455 amino acids. Gene Ontology annotation, cellular component: nucleus; microtubule cytoskeleton. Gene Ontology annotation, biological process: cilium assembly; cilium movement involved in cell motility. The record is from RefSeq and is a predicted model, not a curated record. Lineage: Eukaryota; Metazoa; Arthropoda; Thecostraca; Balanomorpha; Balanidae.